AGUUCACGCCUCGCGGAGCCAACAGACUCGACCAUCAUGCAAAUCCAAAGUUACCUCCUCUCUGCCCUCCUAAUAUCGAUCUUUGUAUCAGGAAUCGACAGCGAAUCGGCUCGGAAAAGGAUCUACGGCGGAUCUCUGGCCGGAAUCGGCGAGUUCCCCUAUAUGGUGUCGCUGAGGCGCGAUGGCGUACACGAUUGCGGAGGCGCCCUUAUCAGCGCGAAACACGUAUUGACCGCCUAUCACUGUAUCAGCGACGGCUACAACAAUCUCACGGCCGUCGUCGGUACCAACAGCCUGAAAACGGGCGGCACGGCCUAUCGCAUCGAGAAAGUGCUCAUUUAUCCACCCUUCGACGGCGACGUCGUCAAGGAUGCCUACGAUCACGAUAUCGCUGUUUUAACGCUCGAGCAAGAAGUGAAACUCUCCCAUCGAGUAUCCAGCAUCCCGUUAGCGAGUUCAGCGCUGAAAAGCGGCGCGAGCGUGCACUUCACCGGAUGGGGAGACGAUUACAGUCAGCGGAAUACGAAAUUCAUGCAGAAGCUGAAAGUCACCGCGAUGAACAACCUCGACUGCGAGGCUCACUACCAAAAGUACGGAUACGGCUUCCUCGUCAAGAAGAACCAGAGUAUUUGCACUUUCAGGGACGUCGGUUACGGUGCAUGUUUCGGCGACAGCGGAGCUCCUCUGAUUUACGAGGGUGAGAUCGUCGGCGUCCUCAGCAUCGGCUUCGACAUGUGCGCGAUCGGCAUACCCGACCUGUUUGAGAGCGUCUUCUACUACCUCGACUUUAUUCGUUACGCCAUGACACAUUAACAUUAAGAGUUCGAUUAAAUCAUCGACGUUUUUUGAAUUUUA
Nasonia vitripennis (jewel wasp) is the source of this 855-nucleotide messenger RNA. RefSeq names its product chymotrypsin-1-like. Gene Ontology annotation, molecular function: serine-type endopeptidase activity. Bases 37 to 813 code for a protein of 258 amino acids. Gene Ontology annotation, biological process: proteolysis. The transcript is spliced from 4 exons. Lineage: Eukaryota; Metazoa; Arthropoda; Insecta; Hymenoptera; Pteromalidae. The record is from RefSeq and is a predicted model, not a curated record.